Messenger RNA from Trichobilharzia regenti, 1167 nucleotides. NCBI's taxonomy places the organism in Eukaryota, Metazoa, Platyhelminthes, Trematoda, Strigeidida, Schistosomatidae. The record is from the annotation of a GenBank genome assembly.
AUGGUGGAAGUCACGCCCUUAGAGUCGAAAAUCAUCAAGCAAGUCGAGUAUUACUUUGGAGAUGUUAAUCUAUCACGUGAUAAAUUCCUGAGAGAAGCUAUUAAGCAAAAUGAUGGCUGGGUUUCUAUGGAUACAAUGUUGAAAUUUAAACGGCUUAAGUCUCUUUCGGAAGAUGCUGAGUUCAUCAAAAAGUCUUUGUCCAAAUCCGACUCUGGAUUGAUCGAAGUUGGAGCUGAUGGUGUCCGUAGAAAUCCUGAAUUGAAAGUUCCUGAAACUCUUCAAUCGACUAUGGAGAAUUACAAAGAUAACAGUGUAUACGUCAAAGGAUUUAAUUCUGAUGAACAACUGGAUGUGAUUAUUGAAUGGCUUGAAAAGCAUGGGGGGAAAACAUUGGAUGUACACAUGCGUAGAUAUCCUCGUGACAAGAAAUUCAAGGGAAGUGUGUCCGCAAUAUUUGAGAAGAAAGAAGAUGCUGAUAAAUUCUUAGCUUCUGAAGAAGCUGCAACUUUCAAGGAUAAAGAAAUGACGCGAUUGACUCAAAGUGAAUACAGGAAACGUAAACAAGAAGAAAAAGAUGCUAAAUUGGCUUCCCAAGCUAAACGACAAGCGGCGUUCGAAGCAAAUCAGGAAGCUCAGUUGAAUUCCCGUAUGAUUCCUGGAGCAUUGCUUGAGAUAACUGGUCUUCCAGAGGCUUCAAAAAAAACAACUGAGGCCAAAAGUGACGAUGCUGAAAAACCAAACGAGAAGGAGGAGACUGAGGAGAAGGAGAAAGAAUCCACAGAAGCAGAUUCUUGCAAAAAUGGUCACGAAGAUGAGGAAAUGCCGUCAGUGAUGAAUUUGAAACAAUGGUUGGCUGAAAAGUUGGAUUCAAGUAUGACUGUUGGAUGGAUUGAUAUUGAACCGGCUGAGGGGAAAGCAAUAGUCCGUUUCAAGCAACCGAAUACAGCUGAAAAAGCAUUGGCCAAACUGAAAGAAGCCUCUGGUGGUGACGACUGCCCUGUCAAGUAUAUGAAUAGUGAACUGUCAUUCCGUGUACUAACUGGUGAUGAAGAGAAGGAAAGGUGGAAGGUGAUAUUAGCAGCUCAACAACAUAAAGCGCAGAAACGUCGCGGAAGUGGACGGGGUGGUGGAAGGCACAUGGCCAACAAACGACGUCGUACAAACUGA